AUGCUUUCUGAUGAGCUUGACUCCAAACCAGAGCUGCUGGUGCAGUUUGUCCAGAACGCGUCCAUCCCGUUGGUCCAGAGUUUGGAGGACUCGGAGUCCAAACACUCCUGCCUGCCUCUGCUGGCUCCAGCUGAGAGCUCCCUGUGCACUCCUCUGGAGCUCACAGACGGAGGCCUGAGCCAUGAGCCAGAGACUUCUCCCGCUCUGCCAGAGUUUGGAGGUGUAUCGGAGCCGAGCACGUUGGUGGUCCAGACCCACUCUCAGCCACCAGCCUCACCGAGCCCCCCAUCCAUCCUGCACGACUUCCAGCAGCCAGACAACACCUCCUACGUCCUCCUGAACCUGGCAAAAGGCAUCACAGCCUCUUCAGAGUCCCUGAUCUUUGCCGCAGACGGCACAGAGGACGAUGAAGACGACGGCGUCUCGUCAGGAGACUACGGGAUAGACGGCAGCGCUCCGUGGUAUCUGAGGGUCCAGGAGCUGGCGCACGACAGCCUGAUCGCUGCUACACGAGCCCAACUCGCAAGAGAUGCCAAGGCCAGCCAGGACGCCAGAGCUGCGAGCGUCGGCAACGGCGACCACACACACAGCUUGGUGGAGGACGAGGACAAGCAGGCACUGCCCCCUCGGACCAGCCGCCCCCACUCCAAGCAGGUGCUGCGCUGCUCGUUCGAGGGCUGCUGCAGGACCUUCACCUGGCCGGCUCAUCUUAAAUACCACCUGAAAACACACAGGAACGACCGGAUGUUCAGGUGUGGCGCUGAGGGCUGCGGGAAGAGCUUCUACGUGCUGCAGAGGCUGCAGGUUCACAUGAGGACUCACAACGGCGAGAAGCCCUUCAUCUGCAAAGAGAAGAACUGUGGCAAGAAGUUCACCACGGCCGGAAACUUGAAGAACCACAGACGCAUACACACAGGUGAGAAGCCUUUCCUGUGUGAAGCAGAUGGUUGUGGGCGGUCCUUCGCCGAGUAUUCCAGUCUACGGAAGCACAUGCUCGUCCAUUCUGGUGAGAAGCCGCAUGUGUGCGGGAUCUGUGGCAAGACCUUCUCCCAGUCGGGCAGCAGAAACGUUCACAUGAGGAAGCGACACGGAGAGGAGGUGCAGGGUAGUGACAGCAGAGAGACAGGAGAGGCUCUGACACAAAGCAGCCUGCUGGAGGCGGACGGUGAGAAUGGAGGUGGCAUGGUCGCCAUGACAACAGGUGUGGAACCAAUGAAUCUUCACCAUGCGAUGCUGAGAUCACCAGCCUCUGCGGACUCUGUGGUGGUUCUCUCUCAGCCACACGAGCUGGUGACCAUGACAACGGAGGGCCAUGCUUAUGGAGAGGAUGUGGUCGCCUUGCUGUAGCCUCCCAUCACGACAAACAUCACACACCGUUUAUUUCAGCAGGACUGGACUGAUGGUUGCAGUGGAAUAAAUCAUCAACUCUUGGCAAAAAAUAUGGAAUCACCAAUAAAACAUUUAUUUGUUUAUUAAGAAAGAUUAAUCACAGACUUUAACGCUUGUAGAUAUUUGUAAUUAUCAACCUAUGGUUUUAUUUUGAUGUGACGUGUGAAUUGAGUAUUUGUUUAAGCAACUUUUUCCUUGUUUUUUUUUUUUUUUUAACGAUCCCAAAGAAAUACAGAAAUGGGUUUAAGAGUUUAUAAAAGUUUUAUGUUUUCUCACGAUAAACAAAAGUUUCAGUUUCAUCAGUUACACUUAAAUGUACCAGACACAAAUGCACCGUAAUCGCACCAACAACACUGGAUAUUAAAAACAGCUUAAGCACACCAUGUAGACACCGGUAUUGCACAGCAAAGCCAGACUACUCUUGUUUAUCAGUUUGAGUAAAACGUCUAUUUCAAGAAAACAGCAGAUCCACUUAGGUUCAGCACUGCAGUAAUUGUGUUAGUUCUGCCUGACAUCUUUCAUUCAGCCUCCAGUGCUUCACUUCUUACUAAUGCAACACUUUGCAGAUUUACAGCAGAAUAUAUUGCCACUUGAGAGAAAUAGCUUUUAAAAUAUAAAUUUAAAUUUGGUAGAGAUUAUUUCUGCCUAUUUGAACUAAUGGCUGAUGUAUGGGGGUGGUUAGAAAAGGCAGUACUCAUUACAUCGUGUUUGUUGCUGAGCGGCACA
Nematolebias whitei (Rio pearlfish) is the source of this 2115-nucleotide messenger RNA. RefSeq names its product zinc finger protein 410 (gene znf410). Bases 1 to 1347 code for a protein of 448 amino acids. NCBI's taxonomy places the organism in Eukaryota, Metazoa, Chordata, Actinopteri, Cyprinodontiformes, Rivulidae. Gene Ontology annotation, biological process: regulation of transcription by RNA polymerase II. The record is from RefSeq and is a predicted model, not a curated record. Gene Ontology annotation, cellular component: nucleus. The transcript has 10 exons. Gene Ontology annotation, molecular function: transcription coregulator activity.